AGAGUCUAGACGUGCUCCUUCUAAAGCCUUCCGGCCUGCCAUCGCGCUCCAGCUAGUUUGGCCCUAUGCCAGUGCGUCCGCACACCGUAGCUUGAGCCGGGGAUUUUCCGGUAGUGCUGUAACAGCUUCCGGCGCUGGCCCAGUGUUGAUAGACUUCAUCUGACGCCGGGCCGCCUUAGAGGUAUCGGAGGACUUCUGUAUUUGUUACGGUAACCUCUUCAGCCCGCCAAAAUGGCGAUGCAAGCGGCCAAGAGGGCGAAUAUUCGCCUUCCACCUGAAGUAAAUCGGAUUUUGUAUAUAAGGAAUUUGCCAUACAAAAUCACAGCUGAAGAAAUGUAUGAUAUAUUUGGGAAAUAUGGACCUAUUCGUCAAAUCAGAGUAGGAAAUACACCCGAAACUAGAGGAACAGCAUAUGUGGUUUAUGAAGACAUCUUUGAUGCCAAGAAUGCAUGUGACCACCUCUCGGGAUUCAAUGUUUGUAACAGAUACCUCGUGGUGUUGUAUUACAAUGCUAACAGGGCAUUUCAGAAGAUGGACACCAAGAAGAAGGAGGAACAGCUGAAGCUUCUCAAGGAAAAGUAUGGCAUCAAUACAGAUCCGCCAAAAUAAGUGUUUGCAUUUCCAUUUUGGACUAAAACCCAUGAAUGGCCCCAAUUAUCUUUUGUUUUGUUUUGUUUUUAAUUAAUACUGGAUAGUAUGAUUUCUUACAUGAGACUUAGAAUGACUUGUUUGAAAAUAUGAUAAAUAUUAGACUAUAUUAUGUUAAUAAACUUGUAACUUUUGGUAAAA
Nannospalax galili (Upper Galilee mountains blind mole rat) is the source of this 789-nucleotide messenger RNA. It is a transcript of the gene Sf3b6, whose product is annotated as splicing factor 3b subunit 6. Gene Ontology annotation, cellular component: cytoplasm; ribonucleoprotein complex; nucleus. The transcript has 4 exons. Gene Ontology annotation, molecular function: mRNA binding. Lineage: Eukaryota; Metazoa; Chordata; Mammalia; Rodentia; Spalacidae. Bases 232 to 609 code for a protein of 125 amino acids. The record is from RefSeq and is a predicted model, not a curated record.